GAAACCAAAAUGCAACGUCGCUAUUUAUUUCACUUACACAGCGAAAGAUUGCGACUUUUGUUUACCCCUUCUAAUUUGCGCUUUGCUUUUGAGCAACGUGCAACCAUCUCUCUUGCCUUUUAUUUGUUUUCUUUUGUUUUGUGUGCUGCUUUUGCGGCAUUUUGCCUUCAUGCCAUUUUUCUGUUUACGUGGUACGGUACGUGUCUGCUCUGGUGGAUUGACAGCGAUCUUAUACUAAAGGUGUUUGAUCAUAGACGGGCCAGCAUUCAAGACCUUGGUGGAAGUUCAUCGGUCGUAGUUGUAAUCCCUAGACAUACUUCCAUGACCUCAACUUCUAUACCAACAACUGCCAUGAAUAUACACGUAAAUGCCAACACGCUGAAAUACAUCAGCUUAAUUACAUUAACAUUGCAAAAUGCGAUACUUGGACUUAGUAUGCGAUAUGCACGUACUCGACCCGGUGAAAUUUUUAUCAGUUCUACAGCCGUGCUUAUGUCCGAACUGGUUAAACUGGUCACCUGUCUAGCGCUGGUAUUCAAUGAGGAGGGUAAGGACGCACAAAAGUUUGUGCGCACUCUACACAAAACUAUUAUUGCGAAUCCUGUGGACACUCUGAAAGUGUGUGUUCCAUCUCUAGUGUACAUUGUACAAAAUAAUUUACUAUAUGUAUCAGCCUCGCAUCUGGAUGCGGCCACUUAUCAAGUGACCUACCAACUAAAAAUUCUCACCACAGCCAUGUUUGCAGUUUUCAUUCUACGUCGGCGUUUAAUACAUACGCAAUGGGGAGCAUUGGUGUUGCUUAUUGCUGGCGUUGUGAUGGUGCAAUUGGCGCAGACAGUGGAAGAUAAAGUGGGAACUGCCCCACCAACUGGACCGGAACAAAAUCGUUUGCUUGGUUUGUGGGCAGCACUUGGUGCAUGCUUCCUAUCUGGCUUCGCUGGAAUAUACUUUGAAAAAAUUCUUAAAGGCGCCGAUAUAUCCGUGUGGAUGCGUAACGUGCAACUCAGUUUGCUAAGUAUACCAUUCGGCAUACUUACCUGCCUCAUCAACGAUGGCCGACAAAUUACGAAAGCCGGUUUCUUCAAUGGCUAUGACUUAUUCAUUUGGUAUUUGAUAUUCCUACAGGCGGGUGGUGGCCUUAUUGUUGCUGUCGUUGUUAAAUAUGCUGAUAAUAUAUUAAAAGGAUUUGCCACCUCCUUAGCUAUCGUCGUUUCAUGUGUUGCUUCUAUCUAUAUUUUCGAUUUCAAAUUGACGAUGCGCUUUGCAUUCGGAGCUGGGCUGGUAAUUGCGUCCAUAUUCCUCUAUGGCUAUGAUCCUAAGAAAGCUUCUACAAACUCUAAACAAGCACCCGCAUCUAUUCAAUCGGAAGAUGAGGAGAAACUCUUGCCCAGAGUUUAAAUAUCGGUGUUAAGAACAGUAUUCGAAAUUUUGAUUUUUAAGUAACUGAAUCCAGACUUAACAACUUACUGGUUAAAAUAUAUAUGGGGCAUUCUUCGCCAACCGGACACCCCCAUCUGCCCAGAACAGUUUUUAUAAAAAAAAUUUUUCCCUAUGCCGAAAUAAAAGCUUAUGUCAUGUACUUUAAUUUGUCAUGUGGCACUUUUUAAAUAUUCAAGAUGGACGACGAAUAUUGACAUGAUGCUCGGGGGUUUGUGGGUUCGCUGCUGAAUAUAAAUAUUGAAGGAAAUUGCUGAAAUUGGAAUUUUUUUUUCAUAAUACAGGAUUUUUUCCACAGUAAAACUUUUUUUUCUUCUGGAGAAUUGGAAAAUCUUUUAAUAAUCACUUCCUUUUUGUUUGAGAUUUGGAAGGAAUGGCUUUUUAGUAUUUCUGGUACUGGUGCUGCAGACUCGAAUCUUUUGUUAAGCUUCCAACAUAUUUGUCAAUAUUCGUCGUCCAUCUUGAAUAUUUAAAAAGUGCCACAUGACAAAUUAAAGUACAUGACAUAAGCUUUUAUUUCGGCAUAGGGAAAAAUUUUUUUUAUAAAAACUGUUCUGGGCAAAUGGGGGUGUCCGGUUGGCGAAGAAUGCCCCAUAUAUAGAAUUAAUACAAUAAUUGUUAAUAUUCACGUCACGAAUUUUAAUUAAGUUUUUAUGUAGAACUAAAGCAUAUUUUUUAUGCAACUAAGAGUAAUUAUUUACUUAAGUAUCUUAAAAAGUCUUUCAAUUUACA
Molecule: messenger RNA, 2169 nt
Organism: Anastrepha ludens (Mexican fruit fly)
Lineage: Eukaryota; Metazoa; Arthropoda; Insecta; Diptera; Tephritidae
Gene: Ugalt
Product: UDP-N-acetylglucosamine transporter
Exons: 4
Coding region: 10-1398 (462 amino acids)
Biological process (GO): pyrimidine nucleotide-sugar transmembrane transport
Cellular component (GO): Golgi membrane
Molecular function (GO): UDP-galactose transmembrane transporter activity
Source: RefSeq, a predicted model, not a curated record